Molecule: messenger RNA, 3538 nt
Organism: Rattus norvegicus (Norway rat)
Lineage: Eukaryota; Metazoa; Chordata; Mammalia; Rodentia; Muridae
Source: RefSeq, a predicted model, not a curated record
AACAGGAAGUGCAGCCUGAGGGUCAGUCUGACGAGGCAGGAUAGAGCCUUUCCCAGGAAGCCUUUCACUUCCUGCCGAUCCGGAGGGAAGAGGAUGGAGUUACAAGGACCUUCUGACAGUCAAACAAUGGUCCUUUGAGGUCACAGAUAAAAUAAUUUCUGAGCAGAGAAGUUAGACUUCUUUCCCAAGUUCCUGGACCUGGUAAAUGAUGGAGCCGACUCUAGAAUAAAACAGAAAACAACUGAGAACAUGAUUUCACUGCCACUUUUGAGCACUGGAGGGGAAGAGUGCAGCUGUUCCUGGCAGACAUGAAGCCCUACUUCUCGUGCGUCUUUGUCUUCUGCUUCCUAAUCAAACUUUUAACAGGAGAACUCAAUGACUUGGCCAAUCACAGGAUGUUUUCGUUUCACGAUGGAGGUGUACAGAUUUCUUGUAACUACCCUGAGACUGUCCAGCAGUUAAAAAUGCAGUUGUUCAAAGACAGAGAAGUCCUCUGCGACCUCACCAAGACCAAGGGAAGCGGAAACACCGUGUCCAUCAAGAAUCCGAUGUCCUGUCCAUAUCAGCUGUCCAACAACAGUGUCUCUUUUUUCCUAGACAACGCAGACAGCUCCCAGGGCAGCUACUUUUUAUGCAGCCUGUCGAUUUUCGACCCACCCCCUUUUCAAGAAAAGAACCUUAGUGGAGGAUAUUUGCUUAUUUAUGAAUCCCAGCUUUGUUGCCAGCUGAAGCUUUGGUUACCCGUAGGGUGUGCAGCUUUUGUGGCAGCGCUCCUUUUUGGAUGCAUAUUUAUCGUCUGGUUUGCAAAAAAGAAGUACAGAUCCAGUGUGCACGACCCUAAUAGCGAGUACAUGUUCAUGGCGGCAGUCAACACAAACAAAAAGUCCAGACUUGCAGGUAUGACCUCAUAAUCUGGAACACGGGAACCCAUGGAGGAACUACACUGUCUAGUUCCCCUGAAACUUGAAUGGAGAAAGUCUUCUAUUUUCUGGACCACAGGGCAUCUGACUUGAUUAACUACUGAUACCUCCUUUUGGUGUUUUGUUUGUCUGGAUCAGUGACUAUCAGUCACUCGGAAUUUCAGCAGACUGCCCUGGGUUUGCUGAGUCCUUUUAAGGCAAACCCCUUCUUAUAGAAGACCCGGCUCAUAUGUAUUCAACAAACAGACCUCACUGGGAUACAAUCCCCUCUUUCUGCGCCUGCUUCUAGCUAUGCACCGGCCAGCAAGACAAACAUAUCUCCAGCAUUUUUACAAAAAUGCCAGGGUAUGAAUCUGUAAAGUACACAGGCAGCCAUUGACCACCGUCUGUCCUCGUUUUUUCAGAUUCUAUUUUUUUCCAUAGAGAUCAGCAUUCCUUCUAGAAUCAGACAGUAGAGGGAGAUGCUUCACAACAGAAGCUCUUAUGUUUCUGAGAUGUUGAUGAAUUCAUGCUUUAGUACCACCAUGUUCUCUAACAACUUCUAUAUUCCAGCUGAUCACUGCUUCAGGGCUUAGAUGCCUGCUUUUGCCUUCAAGUCUCCCCUUAAAGAUACUCCCACAGGUCUACUUGGUGGCCUGCAGCCACUCUGAAUAGGAAGUUUGGUCUACAAUUUCCCCCCUCUGCUGCUCAAAAAAAAAAUUAGUAGAUAUGAUUUUCCCAUAUUCUCCCUGCCAAAGUAAUUUUUUCCAGCAAAGACAUCUAAAUUCAGUUAAUAUGGUUUACUGUGUUGAUAUUAGUGGCAGUAAACAUUUCUCAGAAUCAAAAGCAAAUUAAUUUUGCGGUGGUGUUUUUCUACCAUUAUCUGGGUUUCCAUGGUGCUAUUACUCACAAGUUUAGCUAUUUUUAUGCAUCAUAUUAAAGUUGCAAGCAAGCAGAGCAACCCUCGGUUAAUGGGCAAACAUUCUCCUGGGGUAGAAUGAAUUGUCUAUUUAGCCCGAAAACUGCAGUUUCUGUGGGUGGCUGCCAGACUACAGCCGUGCUUUGCUCUGGCUUUGACAGGUUGAAAUAGUCCCCAUGAGCCUGGAACAGUACUCCAGACUGUGCUGGAGUCCCAAAGUUAGGAGGGCCAUGGAGCCUGGGACAGGCUGCUGCUUUGGUCUUUAGGAUCUAGGAAGAAUUACAGAGGGGCCAAGACAGAGUUCCCUCCCCUAGAAACUGUGCAGCCUGGAAGUCAGCCCUGGCACUUUAAGAUAGCCUUCUUUAGAACAUGAGUUAGUUGGUAGUAUUCUGACGUGUAAACAGCCUAUGAUUGCUCGGAGCUGGACCAUUUUCUCCACUUCCCUGUCUGCAUGCCUAAGACUUCUAGAGCAGCCAACGUAUAUGCAACAUUAAAGAAAAAAAAAGAAAAGAAAAGAAACAGCAAAAAGCAGACAAACAAGAUAAACCCCAAACUUAAAUAAAAUAGGGCUGCUUCCUAGUUUUAAGUUAUAGUUGCUUACUCAGUUUGCUUUACAAGUGAACUGGGUAUCAACGGAUACUUAUUACAUUAAGCAUGUGUAAUGCUGGCUAUGUACAGUACAGUACUGACCUUAAGUAUGGUGUUCUCUCUCUUCCAAUGACUCAGGCAGCCUGGCUGGCUCUGUGAGGGCAUCCCCUGAGUUGGAUGGACCUCUUUGUUUAGGGGGUGAGGGUACUUUACUCCGGUCCUUGAAGGAUCCCCAUCCCAACACUGAACACCUACCAAUGAAUUCUUGAAGAACAAAAUUUCUGUGAAAUAAAAUCUGGCUUACAGAGGAGCCAUGUGCUAAAGAUGUUAGCAAUAAUACCAAGUCACGGCUAAGCACGAGUGUGCAGCAAUGGGAUAGAACCUUGCUGUGUUUUCUGGGGGCGAAGAAGUGAUGACCUUAGCUACCACAUGCAAAUUAGCCCUUGCUCUCCCAUGACCUUGUGUGCUGCAUAAGAUAGUUGCUCCCUUUGCCUCGCUUUCCCCCUUUUAAACUCUAAAAUAGCCACAAACUUAUAAAAGAGUCAGAAGCACAGGAAAAAGUGUGUUCUGCGCCUGACUUAGUUUCUGCCUUGACCCCCCCGGCCCCACAGAAUGGUGCCUAUUUCCUAUGGAAAUGAAGGCUGUAUUCUUUGAUGACUUGACAGUCACCAAUGUCAGAAAAUUAUCGUUGAUAUGUCACUAUUCUCUAUUCUUUGGUCUGCAUUCAAGAUCUUCCCCUCGGUUCUAGGAUGUCUGUAGGAGCCGAAGGUUCUGCUGGAGACUUCCCCCUGUGUUUGGCUGUCCAGUCUCUGGAGUAUUCUUCAGUCUGGACAGUUCUCUUCAGUCUGUAGUCUGGGCUCUUUGUCUGAUCGUGGGCCAUUGUUUUGUAGAAUGUUUCUUUUGGGGGGGUCACUCUGAUGUUUCUUCAUGAAUGAAAUGAAGUUAUUUGUCUUUAGCAGAAAUAAUACAGAAGUGGUGUUGCGCCCUGUAGGGCAGCUCACAUUUCGGUUCGUCAAGUUACUGCCAAUGUUUGUUUUCAUCUCUUGACUAAGCUCCUGUCAAGCUUCUCCAUUGCGAAGUGAUUCUGCCCCUCCACCCCCAACAGCCAAUAAAUAUGCUUUGUGAGAAAGUA